AUGUCGUCUCGUCCAUUGAUGAAAGAGAAGUUAUAUAACCUAGCUGUCAGCAAUAUAAUCUCUAACUCAAUCACCGUGGGACUCCGUCUCAACCUAUUCAAGACACUCUCCCAGAUUUCAAGUCAGAAAAAUCCGGUGCUCCCGGAGCAGCUUGCAGAGGCAGCUGGUUGCAAGGAGAGAUAUGUGAGAGAGUGGUGUAACUGUAUGGCUUGUGGAGAGAUUAUUGAAGUGAAUGAAGAGGAAAAGUUUUGGAUUGCGGAGGAGAAUGUGGAGGACCUGACCAACGGAAGUUUCGAGAGCGUGAUCAACGGAAUGAUGGCGACACUUCUGGAGCCGCUGGACCAACUCAUCGAAUGCUUCAAAAAAGAAGGACCCUACGGUCUCGAGUAUUCUCAAUUCUCGAAAUUCCAAGAAUUCAUGGGAGUGAUGAGUCAAGCGCUCCAUGAGAAGCACGUCGUUCCCGACAUGAUUCCAGCUAUCGGAAAUGGAAUCGUUGAGAAGUUGGAAGCUGGCGGGAUUCGAGUGCUAGAUGUGGGGUGUGGCGGUGGAUUCCAUUCCUCACUGCUCGCGGAGCAAUACCCAAAAGCACAUUUUGUCGGGUUGGACAUCGGAGCUGAUGCUAUAAACCAGGCGAAGAAGCGGAAAACAAAGUCCGGAGGAAUUUUUAACAAUUUAGAAUUUAUCGAGUGUGAUGCCGGGAAGAUGCCAGAAAUCUGGACGGACUCUUUCGACUUGGUCUUGAUUUUUGAUGCGUGUCACGACCAAUGUAGACCGGAUUUGUGCAUCCAAGAAAUCCACCGAGUGCUAAAGCCUAACGGAACAUUUGCCAUGGUCGAGGUGCUGGGCUCCAGCAAUGUGUUCACUGACAAGGCAACAAUGGGACCACUGGCUGCGAUGAUGUACGGAUGCUCCAUGUUCCAUUGUCUACCAGUUGGAAGUAACUGUCAGGAUGCCCUAUGUUUCGGUGCAAUGUGGGGAAGAAAGCGAGCGAUCGAAUUGCUGAAUAAGUGUGGUUUCCCAGAGGUUCGGAUUGUGGAUACUCCCUAUUUCCCGAUUAAUGUCAUGUAUUGUGUGCAAAAGAAUUAG
Caenorhabditis remanei is the source of this 1086-nucleotide messenger RNA. RefSeq lists its product as uncharacterized. The coding region runs from base 1 to 1086 and encodes 361 amino acids. NCBI's taxonomy places the organism in Eukaryota, Metazoa, Nematoda, Chromadorea, Rhabditida, Rhabditidae. The transcript has 4 exons. The record is from RefSeq and is a predicted model, not a curated record.